Molecule: messenger RNA, 931 nt
Organism: Closterium sp. Naga37s-1
Lineage: Eukaryota; Viridiplantae; Streptophyta; Zygnematophyceae; Desmidiales; Closteriaceae
Source: the annotation of a GenBank genome assembly
AUGUCCGCGUGCCCGCUUUUAUCCACCGCGCGCCCUCCAUGCGUGCACGGACGUCACUUGAAUCUCCGACGAGGGCUCUUCGGGUGCUGCCUUGUGAUGCACAUCGUGCUACACAGCAGUCUGGCGCAAGUAGGCGGCCAGGGGUACCUGGAGGGCCAAGGCCGGGCGAGAGGAACGGUCUCGCAGCGGGGUUUAACGGCGCAGCAGCAGCAACAGCAAGGCGGUGGUACAGUGACGCGGUUGUAUCUUCUGCCCGGCAACCCGUACGGCGCCAAGUGUCUUGACGGCAGCCCCCCGGGGUACUAUCACAGGCCGGGCUAUGCGGCGGGCAGCGCGGCGUGGCACAUCCACCUCCCGGGCGGCGGGUGGUGCACGUCUAUGGCGGGGUGCAUGCACCGCGCGCAGACGAACCAGGGCAGCACGCGUUCGCGCCCCACCGUCAUCGUGCGGGGCGGCAACGACAGGGACGAGGGCAGCGCGUCCCCGGCGCGCGGAAUCAACUCCCCGGACCCGAUAGUGAACCCGCUGUUCCACAACUGGCACCUCGUGCGCCCCAUCUAUUGCGACGGCGGGGGCUUCGCGGGCCGCGCUGGCUGGCGGGCUGUGCGCGGCGGUGGCAGUGCAGGGACGGCGGGGGUGUACCUGGACGGGUGGAAGAUCAUACACGCCGUGCUCAAUGACCUGAAGCAGAAUAGAGGCAUGGCUCGGGCAGCCAGCAUUUUAUUGACGGGCAGCUCAGCGGGCGGGCAAGCAGUGAUUACGCUGUGCGACCGCGUGGCGCUCCUCUUCCCGUCGGCCACCGUCAAGUGCAUUCUGGACGCUGGCUUCUUUGUUGAUGCGGAGGACCGGUGGCAUGGGAAUACGAUGAGCACUAUGGUGCACAGCAUGGCGGCCCUGCACGCCAUGCGACUCAACCUGCACUGCACACAAG